Eimeria necatrix is the source of this 399-nucleotide messenger RNA. RefSeq lists its product as hypothetical. The coding region runs from base 1 to 399 and encodes 132 amino acids. The transcript has 2 exons. Lineage: Eukaryota; Apicomplexa; Conoidasida; Eucoccidiorida; Eimeriidae. The record is from RefSeq and is a predicted model, not a curated record.
AUGUGGGAGAGACACUGGAUGGUCUGCCGGGGGCUCUUCUUGGCGACUUGCUGUGUGGCCUUCACUGGGGUGAUGCUCCCCUCGAUUGCUUUAGCCGUGGGGGAAAGGAAGAAACGGGACACGGCGCCGUCGCCCGCGCCCGUCGUGAACUUGCACGUGGACUUGCCUAACACGGACAAGUUCAACGCGAAGGCUUCGCUCGUGCGAACUAGAGAGCUUCAGGACAUAGUGAACACGGGGCAGCGCAAAUUUGAAGAAGACAUUUUCGGUAACUUGAACUUAAGUCUGAACUUGAACUUAAGUUCUGAACUUGAACUUGAACUGACGGGUGCACACGCUGGAAACCUCUUGGCGACAGAUUUCCAACAGAUCAUCCAGCAGCAGGUUUGCAAAACUUGA